Physcomitrium patens is the source of this 3452-nucleotide messenger RNA. The record is from RefSeq and is a predicted model, not a curated record. Lineage: Eukaryota; Viridiplantae; Streptophyta; Bryopsida; Funariales; Funariaceae.
CUUAGUCCUUGUCCGGCUGCCUCAUGUCACUCUUGCCUGUACCGCAUCGACGGGAUCACUGCCGCACACCUCUGAUAUCAUUCGAAGAAUUCCUUACGCUGAUUACGCAAUUCACACAUCACCGUCAACAACUUAGCGAGAGAUAGAUCCAGCGAGCGAGAGAGCAAAAUUGUUUUUAGAGCAUGCGUGACUCUGGCGCCAUAAGUGUGACUUGCAGUGGAGGCGAUGAUGCUAAGAUUCCUGACUCGCAGCGUAUAAGUUGAGCUCCAUCAACCUACAGUUGUUGCAGCGAGGAUGCGCAGCGUCGGGGAGCUUGGUGACCGAGUAGGGUGGAAGUGUGAGGUGGCGAGUUGGCGUGUUCUGUUUUUGGGAUCGAGUGAAUGAUUCGAUGGAUUUGUAUUUGGUUCGAGGUGUUUUUGAGGAGAGAAUUCGAGGUCCUCCACUGGCUGGUGAUAGUGAGGAUGGCUUCGCAUUGUCUGAUUGCUUCUCAAUCAAAUGUGUUGUGGUGGCGUCUUUGUCUGGAGCUCUUGUUUCUGAAGCAUUCAUGGCGCGGAUGGCCCUGUAGCGUGCAUUGAGCACUGCUUUAACAUCACAAGAUUGUAGUUGUGCAGGCUCUGAAUUAUAUAUAGCACUGGAUUGUUAGAUGCGCAGGAACGCAUCGCAUAGCAAUUUCUAAGACUUCUCGAAGAUCCAUGCGUGUUAUGCAUUCCUUGGAUUGCUGAUCUAAAGCUUGCUGUAAUUACUGAAGUACUUGGAAGAUUUGUCAUAGAGUCUUGUUUUGUGAUGCACUCUUGUACUCCAGCACAAAAAUUGAAGGCCUGAGCGUUAUAAGAUAUGUGUGCGGACGCAGUAACCACCGCCUUUACAUGUGUCUUCCUUGAUCUACUCAACAAGACCACUUAAAAUUUCAUACACAUUUUGCUGAAAAUUCUGGACACGGACUCUGUUUCUCGGUUUCAACACUGCCAUUUCAAUUCUUUAUAUGUACUCUCCAAGCUCAAAAAGCAUGGCACUUGAAGAAGAGUAUUCGAUUGUGCAAGUUGUGUAUCAGCUCAACUGGGAUGGAAAAUUUGAGGACCCUCACAUGAUCGAGGUGCAAUAUCCACCUGGCCAAGAUGGCGUACGCCUGAGAGAUGUGAAGAAGCGGCUUACUUUGCUGCGCGGACAAGGCAUAAAUCAUUCGUUUUCGUGGUCUUACAAAAGAAACUACAAAAGCACAUUCAUCUGGAAGGACUUGAGUGAUGACGAUGUGAUCCAUCCAUUGCACGGCUCAGGAGAUUUCGUCUUGAAAGCUUCACAACUUAUUGACAUUUUUGCUAGCAAGCCAGCUGAGAAUCUCGCCAAGUGCCAAAAUAAAGAAAAGCAAGGGUCGUUCAAAACUCAAGUAUCCAGAGGUUGUGGCCUCGACCUAUCAAAUCAAAGUGAUCAUAGAAGCUACCGAAUCAUGUGGAAUGGCAAUGUCGCUUGCGCCAAUCGAGGCAACUCACUAAAUGCCGCCAAACAAAGCCGUUCAGCAAGAAGAUCAGAUGACUCAAAGCAAGAGGUGAUAGAUGUGGAAAGGUCGGAUUUCUGCUUAUCGUCUUCUGACAAUGAAAUUUCGCCUCGCCUCCUAAAAAUGGUCAACUGCAAACCAGUGAAGGAUACCCUGGCUAAGAUCAGACAGUCGUCAACAUUGCAAGGUGUACAGACUUUACCUUACGAUUCCCUCCCCUCAUCGAUUGAACCACCCUCAACACCAGGUAGUGCGAAAAGACUGUGGAAGAGGGAGAUCAGGAAAAGUUUGUUUGGAAUGCGUAACACGAAUUUGAGUCCUCCUUCCGAGAGAUCAGGAGAGUACGCUCUCUUGUCUCCAGAAGCCUCGCACGUUGAAUGUAUGCACGACGAUAUAUCAUUCUGGAGUGGCUGUCGAUCAAAAAGCUUGAGCACCUUACAUCUUAGUGAAAUAAAAGAGGAACAUGAAGAGAACGACAAACAGGAGAUUGAUCAGUCCACUUCUAAUAUCAUCAGAUCACUUUGGUCUCGGUGGACCCGAGGAAGUAGUAAGGGAAGGCGAAGCCUCGGCCGCACAUGUGAAGUAUCAUUGAUUCAUCCAAGUGAUGCCGCAAAGACUCUGAAAACCAAAACCCACCCGCAAGCAAACGUGCUCCGAACUUGCUCCAAUUCGCCGAUCAAGGAAAAAAUAUCAACUCAUGUUUCACGAUCCUGUCAAGAGACUCGUCAUCUACCAGUAUUACAUAGAAAAAGCAGUCGUACUCCUGAAGAAAAUCAGAUCCCUCGAAAGAAAGAGCUUGCGCAUUGUCAAAUAUCGAAGGCGAAGAUCCUCACCAAAAUUACACUUUCAAGGACAGAAGUCAAUUUCACAAUUGCUGACGAGGAGGCACCGUCAAACGUGAACCCCCACAAUAAUCCACGGGAACUCAAUACGAAAGAAGCAGUGCUGUCUGUGCCGAGUUUGCAAUCCGAGCCCGACAGUUCAGAAAUAGAUAUUGACAAGGGUUCUUCAGAAAAAGACGCAGAGACACCAACAUCUGCUGUAACGAGAGUUCUCGUCAAAAGCGCGAUAAAUAGCAAUGGUCCACCAAGCGUGAAGAAAACCACGUCACCGAUGCCUCUUCCUCCAGGUUUUCACAAGGGUACCAACGACACAAAACCAGUGCAGACUCCAAGAAAAGCCAUCGGAAAGAAGUGCAUAAACUUUCCCGAAAAUCAUGAGAAAUCAUUUAUUCAUGGAUUGACGACUUCAGAUUGGGAAAAAGCUCUGCAAGACCCCGAGACUGAUUGUUUACCCCCACCCAACUUUGGACAAUUCCUCCAGGAGUGCCCGCAUUGCGGAAGGACCUUCAAGCCAGAUUCAUUAUUAGUUCAUAUGAGAGGAUGUCAUCCUCCAGAGUAUGCGAGAGCAUUUUCUGCUCGGGCGUCCCCGCAUCAGACACGAUCCCAAGGUUAUUAAGAUUCUUGCAGGGAAUGCACCUUGUAAGAGACGUACUUCUCCACGACGAGAACGACUGAAACAGAUGGUUAGUUAAUCUGAACAGUCGCUCAGCUACAGCUUCUUCAAGUGCUUCAAUGGGGUGACCACACCUAACAUCUAUACUAUCACCAUAGCGACGUGGCUGGAGGUUGGUCGAAGGCCAUGCAUGCUACAAUCUGUCGUGAUUAGGACUCAUGCUCCACGGUAUGCUUUCUCUGCAUGUUUUGAAUAGUAUGUCGUCACAUCAGACUGCAUCAUCAACGACGUGGGCACCUAGCGUGCAGCAAUGUGAGCACAUUAGAGAGGUAGUUGCCGAGAACCGUGCAACCGAGAAAGGGAGUUUUAGAAGCUGUCAAUCAAAAUCUUUAGCUCACCGUAAUAUAGCCGUGGCAAUCAUGUGCUUCAAUUCUGUUCAUUCGAAAGUACAAACAAAUAAACUUCGGGCUCACGUUCUUGGUACAAGGAUUUACAAUUGGAGCUA